This is a messenger RNA of Pygocentrus nattereri (red-bellied piranha), 4096 nucleotides long. It is a transcript of the gene sgcd, whose product is annotated as sarcoglycan, delta (dystrophin-associated glycoprotein). The transcript is spliced from 8 exons. Gene Ontology annotation, cellular component: sarcoglycan complex; sarcolemma. NCBI's taxonomy places the organism in Eukaryota, Metazoa, Chordata, Actinopteri, Characiformes, Serrasalmidae. The record is from RefSeq and is a predicted model, not a curated record. The coding region runs from base 618 to 1484 and encodes 288 amino acids. Gene Ontology annotation, biological process: heart contraction; cardiac muscle tissue development.
GUUCGCCUGCUCUCCCUCCCUCUCCCUCUUUCCUCUCUCUCUCUCUCUCUCUCUGCCUGCUCUGCUCGCUUCAGUCCGGGAUAAAUAAAGCCAGCCAGAAGGAUGCGGAGAGAAGGAGAGACCCAUGAACGAAGCGCAAUGUUGAGGCGACGUUGUUGAGGAUUUAACAGCCGCUCUUUCUCUCUCUCUCUCUCUACCCCCCUGGAUCUGCCCCCCCAGCCCCUUUUUACCCCCCAUCUCACCACCACCACCACCACUACACCACCCACCCACUGGAGGAUGCUCAGUCUUGCCUGCUCUGAUGCUGUACUACUAGCUGCCAGGACUACUGCCACUUUCCCAGCUGCUCUCUUCAGCUUCUUUGCCUGCUCCAAAGCCACUCUCUCAUCCAGCCGGCCACAGGGGGCUCAGGCUGCCCCUUCUUCCCUGAUACCCAUGGAGCCCACCCUGCGGGCGGAUCCCCCACUUUGGUAGACAUUCUUCCUCGCAUUCUAUCACCUUGUUGCGGGCUUGGCACUAGCUUUGCCAGGCAGAGAGAUAAGGAGGCACUGGCAGCUCUCCAGCUCCAUGCUUUUCUGACUCCUUCAAGGCUGCGAUUGUCGGCAUCUGACAAAGAGAUGACCCAAGAACAGUGCACUCAUAGGAACAAUGUCCAGAGCACCGAGAAACCGCAUGUGUACAAAGUGGGCAUCUAUGGCUGGCGGAAACGUUGCCUUUACUUCUUCGUCCUCCUCCUCAUGAUCCUCAUCCUGGUCAACCUUGCACUCACCAUUUGGAUUCUCAAGGUCAUGAACUUCACCAUAGAUGGCAUGGGUCACUUGCGAAUCACGGAGAGAGGGCUCAAACUUGAGGGCGACUCAGAAUUCCUCCAGCCACUGUAUGCCAAAGAAAUCCAGUCCAGACCAGGUAGUCCACUUUUCCUGCAGUCAUCUAAAAAUGUCUCCAUCAACAUCCUGAAUGGGAAGAACCAGUUGGUCUCGCAGUUAAUUGCAGGUUCCAAUGGAGUUCACGCACGGGGCAAGAUGCUUGAGGUGAAGUCAAGCACAGGAAAGCUGCUGUUCUCUGCCGAUGACCGUGAGGUGGUGGUGGGGGCCGAGAGAUUACGAGUCAUGGGGGCAGAGGGAGCCGUGUUCAGCAACUCGGUGGAGACCCCACAUGUCCGAGCGGAGCCCUUCAAAGAGCUGCGUUUGGAGUCUCCCACCCGUGCACUGUACAUGGAGGCUCCUAAAGGUGUGCAGAUUCAGGCAGAGGCAGGUGACAUCCAAGCCACAUGCAGAAGUGAUCUGCGUCUGGAGUCUAAAGACGGAGAGAUCACUCUGGAUGCCAGGAGGAUCAAGCUCUUGCGUCUGCCCGAGGGGAAAGCCUCCCCCUCAGGAACCAGACAGACUGUCUAUGAGGUGUGUGUCUGCCCCAAUGGGAAACUCUUCUUAUCUCAAGCUGGAACAGGAUCCACCUGCCAGAUCAGCAACAAUAUCUGCCUCUAGACACUCUUUAACUCUUAGACCCACACACACACACAUACACACACCCCCCCACACUGACACACAAACAGCCAUACACCCACACAUAUACAGCUGUCUGUUUUACUCACACAAACUGCGAACCUGGUCCUCUGAAGAGUCCCACUAUGAUAAGAACUGAUUUUUUUCUCAAGAUCUGUGAAGAGACACUUCAGUGUCAAAGCCUGUUUGCGAAGGCAAUUUCAAAAGCAAGAAACUUUUGGGUGAUCACCGCAAUUCCACUGCACUUUUUUAGUACUAUUGCCAUCAAGCGUCCCAGAUUUCCGUAGCUGUUGGUUCUUUUAAGUAAAGGUGGAGUGCAUCAGCUCAUGCAGUGAAUGCUAAAUUUGUCCUUUUCUUUUUCUAUUCGAUUCCAUCUGUAACACGCUUUUGGUCACCUCGUUAUUUUUACUACUUCGUCUUUCAAAUCGCGACAGAAGUGCUCGCUCAUGGAAACAAUAAGUGAAUGUCGCAUCCAAACUGGACGUACAGUGAUGGUGAUCACCCGAACUAAAACUGUGCUUGCAAUGGGACUGACCCAAACACACCCACUCUGUUCAAAGAGGAGAACAGUGCCUGUGCCUUAUCUCAAUGCACUCGUGGCAAGAAGAAGCACAUCUCACUGACUUAUUUUGACAAGGAAACUUUUAUUUUGAUGUACUUUUUUUCUUUGGUGAUCUUUGCCCCUGGAAAUCGACACUUUUUCAGUUGUACAAAAGUACAAGAAUGCAAAGGACACAAAUGACCGCGGCCGCAGACACGUCCCAUCAUUGAGGUUCUGGUGUUGGUAACUGCUUCAUUACGCAGAUAGGCAAAAGGCCACAAUUAUUUAGUCUGAAUGUCUUUUCUUGUCCUUUGUGUCCUUCUAUUUGGCACAGCACUAAGAAAAACGAUGAUUUUUGGCCACAAGUGCUUUUCUUUCAUAGCGGCUGGUGGGGAAUUUGGCCUUUGCAUUCUUCUUGGAAUGUGUGUAUGUGUGUGUGGGUGUGUGUACACCAGUAUGUUUGUGUGUUGAAAAAGUUCUACCACAAGGUUUUAUGUAUUUUUCUCUAUUUGAUCUUAUAUGAUAAACAGAAAUAAAAACAAACCAGAAAGAUGAACCAAAAAAAGGCUGGAGGGCCUGAAUGACUUUCAGUGUCCUAUAGCUGAAUUUUUGCCAACUGUUGCAAGCUCUCACGCAUACAAUGUGCAGCACAUUCUGUUCUAGACUGAGGAUCUACCGUAAAUGUUCACGUGGCUUUAUGUGGAAAACAUAAAUGCGUUUCAAACUCAAACCUUCAUCUGAAAGUUGGCAGGGCUCAGAAUAUGUUUGCCAAUCUCUGGCUCAUGUGACAGUUUUGUUGUUUGGUUAUUUGUUUCAACAUUUUGAAAUUCUAAAUGACCUAUCCAUGCUCUGCCCACCAGUGCGUUCUUUCCUGGCAACAGAAAAAAUUCCAGGUAGCAAAAAUUCCAAGUUUCUGUCAAGAUACAAAAAUUGCGUUUAGGUUUAACCAAUUAAACUGCAAGGGUCUGUAUGUGUGCCCACACUUUAGUUCUCACCCUCAGAACAAUAUAACUUACAAAGUCUACUUGCCUCAUAGUUGCUACUGAAUAAUUUAUUGUAUAGCAUAGAUACUAAUAGGUCUUAGAUUAAGACCUGACUAGGACACUGUGUUUAGGGGUUGAAUAUACCAGUUCAAAUCUGGACAACUGAAUAUGCAGGUUCAUAAUCUUAAAGACUUUUGAUGCCUAAUUAAAAAAAUUAAUACAGCAAGAAAAUUUCAGCAAUAACAAGAGCUCAGCAUAUGUGGAUAUUCUGCAGUCAUGUGGGAAAAGUAUCUCUUGUGGUUCCUAAUGCUUGGGAGCUUUUUAAGAUGCAUCAAAGCAGAGGCCAAAUUUCUAAAAGAAACUAAAAUGGAAGAUAAUCUGACUUUUUUUAUUCAUUACAAUUCCUUAUGUAUUGUCAUAAUUGCAAUAUCUUCACACUGCGAUUAUAAAAUAUGGAAAAUAGUUUUAGAAAAUUGUUCAAAAGCUUCAAAACCCCUCUUCAGAAGCUCAGAAUCAGUGUUUUUGAAAACUAACACUAAUUUUGUUGCAGAAAUAUGAGUAAAAUGUUUCUAAUAGAUUUGUCUUCUGAAAUUUCAUAGGUUUUUAAAUCAUUAAUAGAAAGCUGUAAAAACAUUAAGAAUUUUUACAUCCAGCAUAAUGUGGUCAGAAUAGUGGUCAGGUAGUCGAGUAAGCUUUAGCAAGGUAUUGUUUCCCACCUGCCUUACUCUCAAUUAUUUACAACAACAUAAUCCAAACAGCAAAGCCUGCCAUUUAAUCCAAACUUUAAUUACAAUCCAAAUUAAUUGCAUUUUUAAUUCUCUAAAGCUUCUCCAAGGCCCAAUUCCAUUUCACCCCUUGCCCCUACCACUGGGCCCUUAGGGUUCACAUCUAGGUUUAGGGUGUCCCAAUUUUUGUUGAGAUACUUGUUUUGUUGAGGGCUACAUUUCCCUCCAAAUAGAGGAUUUUCACAGGUUCCAAACAGAGUAUUUUGAUAAAAACAAAGAAAAACUGGCAAGAUGGCUGCGCGAGCAACCUAAGAAACUCACAAAUGUAUUUUCUCAGUUAAAAAA